Messenger RNA from Microthlaspi erraticum, 672 nucleotides. The record is from the annotation of a GenBank genome assembly. Lineage: Eukaryota; Viridiplantae; Streptophyta; Magnoliopsida; Brassicales; Brassicaceae.
AUGGUGAGGGGGAAGACGGAGAUGAAGAGGAUUGAAAACGCAACGAGUAGGCAAGUGACCUUCUCCAAGAGAAGAAAUGGACUUUUGAAGAAAGCUUUUGAAUUAUCGGUCCUUUGUGAUGCUGAAGUUGCUUUGAUCAUCUUCUCUCCAAGAUCCAAACUCUAUGAGUUCUCUAGUUCAAGUAUAGCAAAAACAAUAGAACGAUAUCAGAAACGAGUCAAAGAAAUUGGUCUCAACCAUAAGAGAGAUGAUAAUUCUCAGCAAGCGAGGAACGAAACAAAUGGCUUGACCAAAAAGAUUGAACAGCUAGAGAUCUCUAAAAGAAAAUUGCUUGGAGAAGGUAUUGAUGUAUGUUCUAUCGAGGAGCUGCAACAUUUAGAGAAUCAGUUGGACCGAAGCUUGACAAAGAUUAGAGCCAAGAAGUACCAGUUACUCCGUGAAAAAAUUGAGAAGCUGAAGGAAGAGGAGAGGAAGCUCACCAUGGAAAAUAAAGAACUGAAGGAGAAGUGUCUUGGAAUGGGAAUGGGAACGGGAACGGGAGCAAUAGUAGCAUCAUCGUCGUCAACCUUAUCAUCAGCAGAAGUUGACAAUGACAUGGAAGUGGAGACUGGUUUGUUCAUUGGACCUCCUGAGACAAGACAAUCCAAGAAAACUCCUCCUCCUCAAAAUUAA